Molecule: messenger RNA, 3867 nt
Organism: Phaeoacremonium minimum UCRPA7
Lineage: Eukaryota; Fungi; Ascomycota; Sordariomycetes; Togniniales; Togniniaceae
Product: putative polyketide synthase protein
Exons: 4
Coding region: 1-3867 (1288 amino acids)
Biological process (GO): secondary metabolite biosynthetic process; fatty acid biosynthetic process
Molecular function (GO): oxidoreductase activity; phosphopantetheine binding; fatty acid synthase activity
Source: RefSeq, a predicted model, not a curated record
AUGACCAAAUUCAUUUACAGCACCGAAUUCAAGAAAACAGCUUGUAAGGCUCUCGAAUUCGAGCUCAUGUAUCGCAACAAUAAGAUGCAUAUCCAACGAUUCGUUGCUGACACUAAGCUUCUCGACGCCAUGUCCACAAAUGAGGAGCGCCGAAUCUUGGAAACUCCCUUCCACCAGACUGAACGAUCCUUCAAGAUCCACGUUGCCAAGCCCGGUCUCCUUAAUAGUCUCGUCUUCGUUGAUGAUCCAGCUUUCGUUACGGAGCUCGAUCCCGAUGAGGUCGAGAUCAAAGCUCAUGCCUUCGGUCUCAACUUCUCAGACGUCUUCAUUGCCCUAGGCCAAUUGCCACCAACACAGCCUAUGGUUGGCAAUGCCGAGAAGAGGCAGCUGCUGAUCGACCAGUACAAUAUCCCUACCGGUAACAUAUUUAGCUCCCGCACAACAGCGUUCGCAGCGGGCAUUAAACGACUUACCAAAGGUCGAGGCGUCGAUGUAGUACUGAACUCACUCUCUGGCCCCAUGCUACAAGCCAGUUGGGAGGUUAUGGCUCCGUUCGGGACCUUUGUCGAGGUGGGCAAGACCGACAUCUACCGUCGCUCCCAUUUGGCCAUGGAGCCCUUCCGGAACAAUCUGAAGUUUGCCAGCAUUGAUCUUGUGCUCCUUGCGCAGCAACGGCCAGCCUAUGUGGCUAAGAUGCUCCAGGAGAUCUGGGACGAUAUUCGAGCUAGCAGGCUCUCAGCGCUGCCGGUGACAUCAUUCCCGAUCGGCGAGGUUGAGAAGGCGUUCAGGCUUAUGCAGAACCGGGGUCACACGGGCAAGAUCGUUCUGGAAGCGGACGAGAAUAGUAAAGUGGUAGCCCGGACUGCCGAGCUGAGGCUAAGAGCGGAUGCGACCUAUGUCAUUGUGGGUGGUCUUGGGGGACUAGGAAAGCUCAUCUGUCGUCAUCUUCAGCUGAGAGGGGCGAGACAUGUGGCUCUAUUCACGAGGCAGACACUGGAUGCUCUGACUAAAGCGGAAAUAGAGGCAGGACUCACAGUUGAGGCAACCGGUGCAGCAGUAAGGAUCGUGACUUGUGAUGUCACGGACACAGCGGUCGUAGCGAAGGUAGCCAAUGAUUUGCAAAAGUUAAUGCCCCCAGUCAAAGGGAUUAUCCAUGGAGGAAUGAUACUAGCCGACAACCUCAUCUCCAAAAUAAGUCAAGCCGACUUCUUUACGGCUUUGGCUCCCAAAGUUCGAGGCACUAACAACCUCCAUGCCGCCUUCCCGGUCACGGAUCUUGACUUCUUCAUUCUCAUGUCUUCCUUAUGCGCUAUUAUUGGCACUCUUGGACAGUCCAACUACGCCUCUGCAGGCACCUACCAAGAUAUGUUUGCACAUGCUCUGGUCUCUGAAGGUCACACCAAUGUCGUGACUAUCGACUUCCCACUUAUUCAAGACACCUAUCCGGUCACGCAAGACCGAAUUCUAUCUCUAGGUCGCCAAGGUUGCCAGUAUCUUGAUGUGGCAACCGUCUGGCCGGUUCUCGACUACGCCAUGAGCGGCGCAGCAGGACGAGAUGGGAAUAACCAGCUUGCCUGGGGCCUGGACGCGCAGAGCUUCCUCAGUCAAGACGAGCAGGGAACGCGUGUCCCGCCUCUGCUUGAAAGCAUUGUAGCCCACAAACUCAGCACCCAUGCAAUGAGAGACAGUGGCCAAAAUCCUCCGAAGCGCUCAGUCGAGGACGAGAUUGCGCAUGCCAAGACGAUUGAAGAAGCAGAAUCGUUGGUGCUAGAGACAAUUCAAACCAAAAUCGCCUCACUUACCGCACUAGAUCUGGCGGAUUUAGAUAUUGAUACGCCUGUGGCAAACAUGGCUCUCGACUCGCUAGUUGCCACAGAGAUAAAGAAUUGGAUCACCAACACACUACAGGCACCUCUACAGACGAGCGAUAUUAUGGAUGCAUCGAGCUUGAGGAGCCUGGCGGGACUCGUGACGACGGUGUCGAAGCUUGUGAAGCCCAAUAUGAAAGAUAAAGUAGAUACAAUUCGGGUGGUCGAAAACCGUGAGCAAAAGGACAGGAAGAAUGGGGCAGAAGUCGGACUACCCAAGUACCCACUACCACCACUGGAGACGACAUUCGAGAUCUUCUUGGACUCUGUGUCCCAUCUAGGCAAUGCUGCCGAGCUGGAAGAGACAAAGAAGGCCAUCGAUCAGUUUAUUUUGCCUGGUGGCGUUGGGCAGCGGAUGCAAUCUCGACUCCAGAAGCUCGCUACAGAGGAUACGCGAAUGGAUGAGGUGGUUGAUAUGUAUGUCCGCAACAAGUGGCUUCGUGGGCGAGAUUGGAGACCAAGACUGCGUAACUUCUUUGCCACAUUACCACUCACCGAGAACCCACAAACACAAGCCGAAAGAGCCGCCCAAAUUGUCCUGGCUGCUUAUGCUUACAAGCGUACCUUGGAUGAGGGGACGGUGCAGGAAGAGUUUCUUGGCGAUGACGCACUCUCGAUGGACACGAUAUACUGGCUAUUCAACUCCAAUCGGACACCCAUCUUAGAAUGUGACAGACCUGAUAGGUACCCUGGAAAUGAUUUCAUCGUCGUCAUGCGGAAGGGCCACGCAUGGAAAGUUGACAUAACCACAGAUGGGAAAGAUACUCUGAAGUCUGGCCAGCUGAAGGAGAUUUUCCAUGUAAUUCAACAAGAGCGUCUCGAAACUGUGAAUUGGGCCAGUCUUCUAACUACAGCGGACCGCGACGAGUGGGCUCAGGCUCGUGAGGAAGUCAUGCUCACGAGUAAAGCUAACGCGCAUUUCAUCAAUACCAUAGAGAAAUGUCUCUUCAUUGUCUACCUAGAAGACAAAUCUCCCAGUUCAGCAACAGAACGCGCAGAAUGCUUCCUGUUAGACAACAACUCAAAUCGCUGGCUUGAUAAGACGCUCUCAUUCGUCGUCUGCGCCAAUGGAAUCUCUGCCAUUUUCGGCGAACACACCAUGGUCGACGGCACCACAUUUGGAGGACUGAUUAAUGCCGUCACCUCUGCACCUAUCAUUGAAGAAGAUACACGGCAUGAAAACACCGUAUAUUCAAAAUCAUCUUUGAAAGACAAGAUGACAUACCUACCCUUCGCAAUGCCCGCAUCUUUGGACAAGUAUGUGCCCCACCUCCUUUCAGCACACAUUGCCGCCCAUAAGGGUUACAACCUCUGCAACUACGAGCUUGACUAUGGCAGCGCGUAUCUCCGUCGGCAUAACCUGCCUCCGAAGAGCGUAAGCCAGCUGCUCAUCCAGCUCGCUGUGCGGCGGCAACUUGGCUACAAUCCACUGGGAGCUGUAGAUGUGAUCUCACAAAGACCAUUCAGGGGUGGGCGAACUGACAUGAUCUACGUCAUGACACCGCCUGUGCAGGCAUUCUGUGCUAUAGCAGAAGAUCUUUCAGUACCUAUAAGCGAGAGAAGAAAGAAGUUCCUGGAGGCUAUCAAGUCUCACGCACGAUUGACGACGUUGUCCACUCGCGGCAGAGGUUUUAGGUGGACCUUGAUGGCCCUAAAGGAAAUGAAGGAGGAACACGAGGAGUUGCCUGCCUUCUACAGUGAUACUUUGUAUCAAAAAACAAACGAGCGCCCCGUGUGUACAAGUUUCACGGAAUUUGGGCUACCAGAGAUGGGGCGGUGUCAGCCUAAUCACGAAGAUAUUUGGGUCGGGUGUCAAGUCUUUGACGAGAGUGUGAGGUUCACUGUUAUUGAUGGUGUCGGUGGAAGUGAAAAGUUUGCAGAGAAUCUAAGAGAGGUAGGCAUUGCAAUGAAGGGCAUUGUCGAGUCUGUCGUGGGGAGAAAUGAGGCUGAAUGGAAAGAAGCGCUCUAUGGCGAUAUUAGAGGCGGGCUAGCAUUUUAA